Messenger RNA from Elephantulus edwardii (Cape elephant shrew), 939 nucleotides. RefSeq names its product olfactory receptor 1052-like. Gene Ontology annotation, biological process: G protein-coupled receptor signaling pathway; sensory perception of smell. The record is from RefSeq and is a predicted model, not a curated record. Gene Ontology annotation, cellular component: membrane. NCBI's taxonomy places the organism in Eukaryota, Metazoa, Chordata, Mammalia, Macroscelidea, Macroscelididae. Bases 1 to 939 code for a protein of 312 amino acids. Gene Ontology annotation, molecular function: odorant binding; olfactory receptor activity; G protein-coupled receptor activity. The transcript has a single exon.
AUGGCUCAUGACAAUCUUACGGCAGUUACUGAAUUUAUCCUUUUGGGACUGACAGAGGGUGCUGACCUGAAAGUGGUCCUCUUCAUACUGUUCCUGUUGAUUUAUAUCAUUUCUUUAGUGGCUAAUCUGGGAAUGCUCCUUCUCAUUUCCAUCACGCCCAAACUCCACACACCUAUGUACUAUUUUCUUAGCUGCCUGUCAUUUGUUGAUGCUUGCUACUCCUCAGUCUUUGCGCCCAAAAUGCUGCUGAACUUCUUUGCUGAACAGGAAACCAUCUCAUUUACUGCUUGCAUUGUGCAAUAUUUUUUUUUUGUUUCCCUCCUUACCACUGAAGGGUUCUUGCUGGCAGCGAUGGCUUAUGACCGCUAUGUGGCCAUUGCAAAUCCUUUGCUUUAUACAGUGGCCAUGACGAAAAUAGUCUGUGUGCUCCUGGUUGCAGGAUCCUGUGUGGGAGGCUUAAUUAACUCUUUAACUCACACACUGGGUCUGGUGAAACUCUCUUUCUGUGGGCCGAAUGUCAUCAGUCAUUUUUUCUGUGACAUUCCACCCUUGUUAAAGCUGUCUUGUUCCAACACAUCCAUGAACGAAUUGUUGCUUUUAAUCUUCUCCGCUGUGAUCGCCAUGAUCACAUUUUUAACUGUCAUCAUCUCCUACAUCUUCAUCGUUGCCGCCAUCCUGAAGAUCCGUUCGGCAGCUGGUAGACACAAAGCCUUCUCCACGUGUGCCUCACAUCUGACAGCGGUGACUUUGUUCUACGGCUCUAUAAGCUUUAGUUACAUACAACCAAGCUCCCAAUACUCCCUAGAACAAGAAAAGGUUGUGUCUGUGUUUUAUACUCUGGUUAUUCCCAUGUUAAACCCUUUGAUUUACAGCCUACGGAACAAGGAUGUAAAGGACGCUGUGAAGAGGGCGAUAGAACUUAAACAUUUCCCCUGCUAA